AUGAAGAGUCAGAGAACUGCAUUUCUUCUUGGAUCAAUGACUGUGGGAAUUGUGCUGGUCCUGCUUGUGAUAGAUAUUGCUACGCCUAGCAAGAGCACACUGAAGCCAUCUGGCCUUGUUGCAAAGGGUAGGAUGUCUUUAUUCGGUGAAAAGACCACAUCAGGCAGAUUCAUGAGCCUUUCAAGCACCGACAAACUCGAAUUCAUCAAGGAAAGAGUGAAUGCUGUCAACAGAAAGCUCGACAGAACACUCGAUAUACUCAGAGAUAUUAGAUUCUCAAGAGACACUACUACUAUGCCGAUGAGUGCACAUGAAAGCCUUUCCAUGUAUUCUGGGAAUACAUCUGAAUAUCAUCCUUAUCACUCCAGUGGGUCAUAUCAUACAAAACCCGCAUCAUCGAAUCGAACGAACAAUUUCAAUGGAAACAGAGAAGAUGUAUUUGGGAUGUUUGAUAGGUCUGACAGAUAUGUCUCACACCCAAGCACUGAGCAGCACAAACGAGAAGAUGCAGUUCCAAAUGCAUUGAUCAAAGAAUUUGAAAGCAUUUCUACAAAUAUCAAACCUGAAAAUAAGAGUGGAGCACCGAGUGACGAGAAUUUCGAAAAACUUAUAGGAGAGCUGUUUGGUAGUAAUGCCACUGGAAUUGCAUCAGAUCCAAAACAAUCAGUAACUAGUGAUUCAAAUACUCCUGUUGAUCUGAGUAUUGCAACCAAAAAUGAUGAAACAGUAGAUACAGCAAAUGCAGCAGUAAAUGCAAAUAACUUGCAGGAGAUAGCUGUAAAUAAUGUUGGUAUUGCAGAUACAUCCAGUGCAAAUAAUACUAAGGUAGUUGAUGUAGUAGAAGAUAAGAAUGAGGCAAUAAUUAAAGAAUCAGGCAGUUCAAAGCCAACAGAUGAUACAGAUGCAAUAACAGUCAAUCCAAUCCAAUCUGUGGUAGAUGAUAUGAAGAACAGUGUUGAAGGCAGCAGUGUGGCAAUGAAUGCCGGCAUGUUUGGAAAUGAGUUAAAUAUGCUGCAACCUGUAUCUCCUUUGGGUGUUUUAACUAGCGUAGGAGUAUGA
This is a messenger RNA of Ordospora colligata OC4, 1059 nucleotides long. RefSeq lists its product as uncharacterized. The coding region runs from base 1 to 1059 and encodes 352 amino acids. The record is from RefSeq and is a predicted model, not a curated record. The transcript has a single exon. Lineage: Eukaryota; Fungi; Microsporidia; Ordosporidae.